CACAUGUCCUUAGUAAAGAAUCGACCAUGAACAUCUUAGCAUGUUGUUUCCCAUGUCUUCCCACUAGUCCUACACUAUCGCUCAACUCUACCAGCUAUAAAAUCCAUCGUCUUUUAGGAGAAGGUGGGUUUUCCUAUGUGUACUUGGUGUCCCCCACUUCCAACCCCAAUCUGUUUUAUGCAUUAAAGAAAAUCAGAUGUCCCUUUGGCACCGGUGAUGAAAGCUACAAGAAUGCCAUGAGGGAAAUCCACAACUAUCACCGCUUUACUAACUCACAGACACCAUACAUCAUUCAAACAAUUGAUGAAUGUAUCAUUUCCGAAGUGGACGGUGGACAGAGUGUGUAUAUUCUCUUGCCCUAUUUCCAGUCUAGUUUACAAGAUGUAAUUACCAAGAAUGUCUUGAAUGAUGAGAAGAUGCCGGAACUGGAGAUAAUUAGGAUUUUUACCGGUGUAUGUCGUGGAUUGAAAGUUAUGCACAACUAUCAGGCCACUUCUACUACUAAUACGACUACCGAUGACGAUAACGAGCAAGGUCAAUUGCUUCCGGAUAAUGAUGAAGAUACGCUUGCUGGGAUAGAUAACGAUCCGGAAUCAACCCAAUUGACUGAGCUUACUCCGUAUGCGCAUCAUGAUAUAAAACCAGCCAAUGUCAUGGUAUCCCCCGAGGGAUUGCCCGUACUUGUUGAUCUCGGAUCGUGUACUAAAGCCAGAUUCAAUAUUCGAAGUAGACAGCAAGCAUUAGCAUUAACUGAUUUUGCCCAGGAACAUUGUACAUUACCUUAUAGAGCCCCUGAAUUGCUCGACGUCUCGACAAACUCUACCAUUACCGAAGCUACUGAUAUCUGGAGUAUGGGAUGUUUAUUAUAUAGUUUAUGUUUUGGAUUCUCGCCAUUUGAGAAAAUGGAAUUGGAGCAAGGUGCCAAUUUAAACAUUGCCAUAAGCCAGGGAAAGUACAUUAUCCCCCAGGGCCACGAGUAUAGCCAAGAGUUGAUAAAGCUUAUUGAUCUGUGCUUGCAAGUCAAGCCGGAGAAUAGGCCUACUGUAGCUGAGUUGUUGGAAACAACGUUGCAACUAGCGAGAAAUUAAUAGUAUAUAACGCUACAAUGUAAUGUGUGAUAUUUUU
Spathaspora passalidarum NRRL Y-27907 is the source of this 1125-nucleotide messenger RNA. Its product is annotated as putative serine/threonine protein kinase. Gene Ontology annotation, molecular function: protein serine/threonine kinase activity; ATP binding. The transcript has a single exon. Gene Ontology annotation, biological process: regulation of vacuole fusion, non-autophagic; vacuolar protein processing; protein phosphorylation. Lineage: Eukaryota; Fungi; Ascomycota; Pichiomycetes; Serinales; Debaryomycetaceae. Bases 27 to 1088 code for a protein of 353 amino acids. The record is from RefSeq and is a predicted model, not a curated record. Gene Ontology annotation, cellular component: cytoplasm; Golgi apparatus.